AUCAAAGAGGCAAAGCCUACAAAGAUCCUUUUUCCCCUCUGUUAUCUGUGACUCUCAUUAGAGUGGAAAAACCUAGAGAUACUUUUACAGUUCUGCUUCCUUUCUCUAUCAGAAAGCAUCAAAAAGACCUGGUUUUUGAAUCAACAUUUGUUAAAAUGGAAAAUGGGGCAGGAAUGGUUGAUGAUUCUGUUACAGUAGACAAUAAGAUUGUGGAUGAAAGAGUUGCCAAUGAUGACGGGAAGGAGAAGGUUGAUGGGGGUUUGGAUGAAACAAAGGAUGUAAAAGAUGAUGUUUUUGAGGAGGCAAUUGAAGCACAAGAGAAUUUGCCGGAGCUGACAGAAAUUUCUGAAAUGGAUAACGGGAGUGGAGUUGCUGGUGCAAUUGGAAAUGGUGAUACUAAUGGUGACACUGAUUUACAGGAAGUUAAGGAGAAUUCAAAUUCAGAAUCUGAAGCAGAGACUUUUGAAGAGGCUGUUGGGUUUCCAAUUGAUGUUGGAUCUGAAGAGGAUAUGGUGCCAAGUGAGGCUGGACCUCAGGUGGAUGUGGUUCCAGGGAAUGUCGGUCCUCAGGUGAAUACCAGUCCAAGCGAAAUUGUAGUUCAGGAGGGUCUGGAAUUAUCAGUGGAUGAGCAUAAAGACGAGGAACUGUUUUGCGGGGAAAAUGUUGGUGGAGGUGUUGUGUCCAAUAAGAUUGAUGAGGGAGGGACUGAAAUGGGAUCAGGGACUGAUGAACUGAGUGGUGGAAAGGAGCUGCUUGAAAUUGGUAGUACAGGAGAAAUUGAAGUCCCGAGGGACGAGAAUGAGGGAAACACAAUGAUGGAUUCAUUAAUUGAGAAGCAUGUGAAUGGAGUUGCUGAUGCGGAAUAUUUAGAGGGAACAUUGGCUGAUAAAAAUUUGGAAACUCCAGAAGUUGCUAAACUGGAGGAGGAUGUUAAAAUGGACCCAAAGUUGGAAGUUUUACCUCAAGCAGAUAAGGGUGAGGAAUCACCAGAGGGUGCAGUAGCUACUGAUUUUCAAGAUAAAAUGGCUGGGGCCACUGCUGAUACUUCAGCAGGCAUGAUUGGCAAUGAAAUUGAAGCAUUACAUGACAAAUCAGCUAAUUUUGAUACAGGGGAUCAGGGAAAACAGAGUGCUGAAGUGAAAAAUGCCAAAGCUGGUCUUGGUUCAGUGGAUGCUGGGGACGAGGGAGAAAAAGCAACAAUGGAAGUUGCUAAGGUGGAGGAGGAUGUUAAAAUGGAUCCAAAUUCGGAAGUUUUGCCUCAACCUGAUAAGGGUGAGGAAUCAACGGUGGGUGUAGUGGCUACUGAUUUUCAAGAUAAAAUGGCCAGGGCCUCUGCUGAUACUUCAGCAGGCAUGAUUGUCAAUGAAAUUGAAGCAUUACAUGUCAAGUCAACUGAUUUUGAUACAGGGGAUCAGGGAAAAGAGAGUGCCGAAGUGAAAGAUGCCAAAGCUGAUCUUGAUUCAGUGGAUGCUGGAGAUGAGGGUGAAAAAGCAUUUAAGGCCUUGGCUACUGCAAAGACUGUAGAUAACACGAAUGGGGAGGUUAAAGAUUCAUUAGAUGCAGAGGGACUAAAGAAUAAUUGUGCUGUUGAUAAACCGGAAGACAAGCCAUCUCAGCUGAGUAGGUCUGUUGAAGGGACAGUUGCUCCUGAAGUUGGAGAUUUAUUGUCUCCAGAGAAACUUAGAGAUCAGAAGAAUGAGAAGAUUGAGGCUGGUAAGUCUGAUUUGAGAUCAGAGGUUCAUUAUGAUUCUCAAUCGCAGCUACCUGAUGAAAUGGUAGAUAAAGUUCAAGAUAUUAAGUCAUCGACUGAAGAACCUGAAAAGAAAUCAGAGAAAGAUCAGGAAGAUAUGCAAAGUACCAAAGUGACUAGAGAUCAGGAAGUGCAACAACAUGCUCCGGUAUCUUCUCUUUCAUUAAAAUCUGAAGUGUUUGGAAAGAAAGCUGAUAUAGUUCAGGCGAUGAAGCAAAAUAUCCCCCGUGUUGAAGAACGUGAAAUUUCACCUACUCCGGUACCUUCAUCGUCGGUAAGAUCUGUAAAUUCUGCUACCCCUCCUCAUCCUGCUGGCCUUGGUCGUGCUGCUCCACUGUUGGAGCCUGCACCUAGAGUGGUGCAACAGCCUCGUGUAAAUGGCAAUGUCUCUCAGGCAGCACAACGGAAUGAAGAUCCUGCAAGUGGAGAGGCUGAUGAGAGUGAUGAAACUCGUGAAAAGCUUCAGUUGAUUAGAGUCAAGUUUUUGCGGCUUGCACAUAGGCUUGGGCAGGGUCCUCAUAAUGUUGUUGUAGCACAGGUUUUGUACAGAUUAGGAUUAGCUGAGCAGCUACAGGGGAGAAAUGGGGGCCGUGUUGGUGCCUUUAGCUUUGACCGUGCAAGUGCUAUGGCAGAACAGCUUGAGGCAGCUGGUAAUGAACCCCUUGAUUUCUCUUGUACAAUUAUGGUCCUUGGGAAGACAGGAGUUGGUAAAAGUGCUACUAUUAAUUCGAUAUUUGAUGAAGUUAAGUUUGGCACUGAUGCUUUCCAGACCGGUACAAAGAAGGUUCAGGAUGUUGUGGGUACUGUACAUGGUAUUAAGGUCCGCAUAAUUGACACACCAGGCCUCCUGCCUUCCUGGUCCGACCAACACCAGAAUGAGAAGACCCUUCAUUCUGUUAAGCAUUUCAUUAAGAAAACACCUCCGGAUAUCGUGUUGUAUCUCGAUAGGUUGGACAUGCAAACCAGGGAUUUUGGUGAUAUGCCCCUCUUGCGCACCAUCACUGAGAUCUUUGGUCCUUCUAUAUGGUUUAAUGCAAUUGUGGUUCUGACUCAUGCAGCUUCUGCUCCACCUGAUGGCCCUAAUGGUACAGCUUCUAGUUAUGACAUGUUUGUCACUCAACGCACUCACGUUGUCCAGCAGGCUAUUCGUCAAGCAGCUGGAGAUAUGCGGCUCAUGAAUCCUGUUUCAUUAGUGGAGAACCACUCUGCCUGUAGAACAAACAGGGCAGGCCAAAGAGUUUUGCCAAAUGGUCAGGUUUGGAAGCCUCAUUUGUUGCUUCUUUCCUUUGCAUCUAAAAUUCUGGCUGAAGCAAACACACUUUUGAAGUUGCAAGACACUCCUCCGGGAAAGCCUUUUGCUACUCAAGCAAGGACUCCUCCUUUACCUUUCCUUCUCUCAUCUCUUCUUCAGUCAAGACCGCAAGUUAAGCUGCCUGAAGAGCAGCAGUUUGGUGAUGAGGAUGGUUUAGAUGAUGAUUUGGUUGAGUCCUCUGACUCUGAGGAUGAACCAGAAUAUGAUGAAUUACCACCUUUCAAGCGGCUGACUAAAGCACAGAUAGCUAAGCUUACUAAAGCUCAAAAGAAGGCAUACUUUGAUGAGUUGGAAUAUAGGGAAAAACUUUUUAUGAAAAAGCAACUGAAGGAAGAGAAAAGGCAGAGGAAGAUGAUGAAGAAAAUGGCUGCUGCAGCAAAGGAUCUGCCAAGUGAGUAUGGUGACAGUGCUGAAGAAGAAAGUAGUGGUGCUUCUUCUGUUCCGGUUCCCAUGCCAGAUUUGGCGCUGCCUGCCUCUUUUGAUUCUGAUAAUCCUACACAUCGGUAUCGUUACCUUGAUUCCUCCAACCCAUGGCUUGUGAGGCCUGUUCUAGAUACUCACGGUUGGGAUCAUGAUGUUGGUUAUGAAGGUAUUAAUAUGGAAAGAUUGUUCGUUGCUAAAGAUAAAUUUCCCAUUUCAUUUUCUGGCCAGAUUACAAAGGACAAAAAGGAUGCCAAUGUCCAAAUGGAACUAGCCAGUUCUUUGAAGCACGAGGGAGGUAAAGCAACUUCUUUAGGAUUUGAUAUGCAGACUGUUGGAAAGGACUUGGCCUACACUCUACGCGGUGAGACAAGGUUUAGUAAUUUCAGGAAGAACAAGGCAAAUGCCGGUAUCUCGCUUACAGUAUUAGGUGAUACAUUAUCAACUGGAGUGAAAGUUGAAGACAAAUUGAUUGCUAAUAAGCGGUUUCAGGUUGUCAUGACAGGAGGUGCCAUGACGAGUCGUGGUGAUAUUGCUUUUGGGGGCAGCUUGGAAGCACAAUUGAGGGACAAAGACUACCCUCUGGGUCGCUCCUCGUCCACACUUGGUCUUUCUGUCAUGGAUUGGCAUGGAGAUCUUGCCAUUGGAUGCAAUAUACAGUCGCAGGUUCCUGUUGGACGGUCUACGAACUUAAUAGCACGAGCCAAUUUGAAUAAUAGAGGUGCAGGACAAGUCAGCAUACGAAUAAAUAGCUCGGAACAGCUUCAGCUUGCUCUGGUUUCUCUCCUUCCACUACUGAAAAAGGUACUCGGUUAUUCCCAACAGAUGCAGUAUGGACAAUGAUGAAAACUAGGUUCCUAGUGCUGUAUCAUCUACAUGCGGUUAUAGGACAUUUUUUUUAAGAUGGCUCUCUAUCAGCUCUAUGCUGAAAUUUCUUUAAGUACCCUUCUUUAAAUAAACUAUAUCUCAGCAGA
Messenger RNA from Hibiscus syriacus, 4456 nucleotides. RefSeq names its product translocase of chloroplast 120, chloroplastic-like. Gene Ontology annotation, molecular function: GTPase activity; GTP binding. NCBI's taxonomy places the organism in Eukaryota, Viridiplantae, Streptophyta, Magnoliopsida, Malvales, Malvaceae. Gene Ontology annotation, cellular component: chloroplast outer membrane. Gene Ontology annotation, biological process: protein targeting to chloroplast. The transcript is spliced from 3 exons. The record is from RefSeq and is a predicted model, not a curated record. Bases 156 to 4325 code for a protein of 1389 amino acids.